GAGACGUCAUUUUGCGUCGCCUCGGGCAGGGUAGCCAGCGGCUGCAUCUGAGGCGGACGCCGCAGUGUAGGGCACACCCUGAGGGUAGCGAGAGACGUGACAGGACCGAGCAGCUGGGGGCUGCAGCCUGCUGUGUCCCCACCGAUCCCAGAGAGAGGCUGUGAGUCUGGAUCUGGGCGUUCGCACCCUGAGAGAGGGGGUCAAAGCUCCCCUGCGGCCCCGAGGAAGAAGAGCAAGGUUGAGGACCGCCUCGGGUCACCAGAGUAGUUUGGAGGCAGGCCUGCAGGCGCGUCCCCGCUCCUCAGCUCCAAGCUGACGUAUCUACACCUGCCGGCGGGCAUUAAGAUGGCUGGUUAUGCCACUACUCCCAGCCCCGUGCAGACCCUUCAGGAGGAAGCGGUGUGUGCCCUCUGCUUGGAUUACUUCAAGGACCCCGUGUCCAUCAGCUGCGGGCACAACUUCUGCCGAGGGUGUGUGACCCAGCUGUGGGGUAAGGAGGACGAGGAGGAAGAUGAAUGGGAGGAGGAGGAGGAGGACGAGGAGGCGGUGGGGGCCGUGGACGGAUGGGACGGCUCCAUUCGAGAGGUGUCGUAUCGGGGGAAUGCUGACGAAGAGUUGUUCCAAGACCAAGAUGACGAUGAACUCUGGCUCGGUGACAGUGGUAGAACUAAUUGGGACAACGUAGACUAUAUGUGGGACGAGGAGGAAGAAGAAGAGGAAGAUCAGGACUGUUACCUAGGAGGCUUGAGACCUGACCUGAGGAUUGAUGUCUACCGAGAAGAAGAAGAAAUACUGGAAGCAUACGAUGAGGACGAAGAUGAAGAGCUGUAUCCUGACAUCCACCCGCCUCCUUCCUUGCCCCUUCCAGGGCAGUUCACCUGCCCCCAGUGCCGAAAGAGCUUUACACGUCGCAGCUUUCGUCCCAACUUGCAGCUGGCCAACAUGGUCCAGAUAAUUCGCCAGAUGUGCCCCACUCCUUAUCGGGGAAACCGGAGUAAUGAUCAGGGCAUGUGCUUUAAACACCAGGAAGCCCUGAAACUCUUCUGUGAGGUGGACAAAGAGGCCAUCUGUGUGGUGUGCCGACAAUCCAGGAGCCACAAACAGCACAGCGUGCUGCCUUUGGAGGAGGUGGUUCAGGAGUACCAGGAAAUAAAGUUGGAAACAACUCUGGUGGGAAUACUUCAGAUAGAGCAAGAAAGCAUUCACAGCAAGGCCUAUAAUCAGUAAGAUGUGUGAAAAGUUGGGUAGCCACAGGAGGUGUUCAUUAAGGAUAUGAUUCCAUUUAUAUAGCUAUUUCUAUUGCAUAACCAGGACAGUUUUAUUGUUUUGAGGUCAAUGUUCUUUUAAAAUUUGAUUUUCUGUAAGAAGAGGCUUUUUGGCCCAGAAAGCCUUACUUAUUUUACAUCUUCCAGUUUGUCCAUCCCAUGAGUUAGAGUUCGUCUUGACUCUGCAAGCUAGAAUCAAAGAAUUAUGAAAGUAAGAUCAUUUAGAUUUGACCAAGGGCACCAUUAAAUGGUGUCAGGUUUUAGGAAGCAGACGGGUGUAUAAAAAGAAAAUGAACAAAGAUUUCACUUAUUGGGGAUCAGGCAUAACUGGAUGCCUGGAUUGUCCUGCCACCCAGCUGCCACCAAUAAAAUCAUUCAUCACUCUGCAAGAGGGACCAGAUGCUUCCAUCAUCAGUACUCCUUGUUUUUCUGUUAUCUCCUUUGAGGUAGCUAAAAAUGGCAGCCAAAAAAAAAAAUGUUGAGGCUUUUCUCAAGUAUAUACUCAUGUUAUUUUGCAGAAGAUAGGGUCAACUUCUUCAGUUGAGUUAUCUGAAAGUGUUGGGCAGUGACACCAUGCCAAACACUGUUAAAUUCAUGCCAUUAAAAACAGUGGAGUGUUCUGCAAAGCCCGAUUCUCUGCAGCUUUAAGACUGGACAGUAUUGAAAUAUUCACAGGAAUCUUCCAAGCCAUGAAAGCUUAAUAUUAGACAGCCCUUUUAAUUGCAAAGGAGAAAAAAAUGGAGACACUUGUGAAACCUUGCAUUCUGAGUGCUGCCACAAAUAAAUUAAGGAAUUCCAGAAUUUCUUCAUCUACUUCUGCAGUCUUAACUCUGAAUUAAUGACUGAAUAUAUCAAACUUCAGAUCUUAAAAAACAUCAGCUCGCAAGAGGCUGAGGCAGGAGAAUGACAUGAACCUGGGAGGCGGAGCUUGCAGUAAGCCGAGACUGAGCCACUGCACUCCAGCCUGGGCAAUAGAGCAAGACUCCAUCUCAAAAAAAAAAAAAAAAAAAAAAAACCGGCUCAUCUUUUAUUGCUGUUGGUUGAGGUGAAUCUACUGAUGAAGAAAACUGUACUUUGCUUACAUUCAGAAUAAGGCUUUCAAAACUGUGGAUGUGCUGUUUUCGUGAGCCUUCUACUUGACCACCAAAGAGUAUUUUUGCAGCUGUAUCAAAUGAACCGAGUUGGAGGAAAUUGUAUAGGAGUAUAUCUUAAUGGCACUAUAGCAAACUGUGUUAAAUUUGGGUUUUUGGCAAAGAUUGAAGAAAACUGGUAUUCAAGAUGUACUGCAGCUGUCACCACCAAGCAUGAACUUUCACUGAUUACCCAUAACCUACUGGAAAUCUUCAGCCUUGCUGUCAGCAUAGACCACUGUGAGAAACAGUACAUUCCAUUCCAGUCUGCCCUGCUUUUUGAAGAUCUAAAUGCCAUUCCAUGUUUUCUGUUACAUAUUGAAGUUUCUUGGUUGUCAAAGAAAAACGGAUUCUGCUGAACUUGUGGACAGAACAACCCCAAGGUUGGAAGAAAAAUGAAAAAUAAUCUAUACUUGAACAUUUCAAAAGUUAAAAUUUUCAAGCUUAAAAUACAUUGACACUGAAAUGUCAAGGGGCAAACACCAAUUUCGCCGUUCAUUAUGAAAUACAUCAAACAAAACUUGCCAAAAAUACAACCAUAAAAAUAUAGCAAAUGUAUGUAUGAGCAAACUAAUGCUAAAAAUGUCUAAUUUUCUUGGCUAGUCUUUCAAGGACCAGAUUCAUGAAUGUCAUUUGAAGGGAAAAAGUGAAAUACUUGGAAUUAUUUUGAGUGAUGUGCUCCUGAGCUUGUUCUUAAAAUCUACCAGUGGUAGCUUUUGGAAAGAAUGUGUUUCAUACCAAUGUGCAGGCCUCACCGGAAGAGCUUCAAGAGGAGUUUGUGCAACUCAAGGUCUAAUGGUUUUGACUAGAAACUUCCAGGCAAAUACUCUAGAGAAACUUGGGUGUAAAAUGACUAAACAGAUGAAAAGGCUUUAUCCACUAUUCCAUUUGCUCCUUACACCUUAAAAAGCUUUUUUAUUUUUUAAUGUUUUGAUAUAUCUAGCUUUGGGGAGAAAGCAGUGCAAGAGUGUUAUUAAAAGCAGCUUGUGUUUUCUUGCACCUUUUACACCACCCAGGAAAGAAAAGUUCAGGCUUAACAGUGACAUGGCUAUCACAUCAUCUGAAUAAAUUUUUUCCUUCUAAAAUUA
This is a messenger RNA of Pan troglodytes (chimpanzee), 3483 nucleotides long. Its product is annotated as E3 ubiquitin-protein ligase TRIM52. Bases 346 to 1227 code for a protein of 293 amino acids. The transcript has 2 exons. The record is from RefSeq and is a predicted model, not a curated record. Gene Ontology annotation, molecular function: zinc ion binding. NCBI's taxonomy places the organism in Eukaryota, Metazoa, Chordata, Mammalia, Primates, Hominidae.